Molecule: messenger RNA, 2505 nt
Organism: Phytomonas sp. Hart1
Lineage: Eukaryota; Euglenozoa; Kinetoplastea; Trypanosomatida; Trypanosomatidae
Source: the annotation of a GenBank genome assembly
AUGAUCGAGGCGAACGAGCACCUCUGGGUCUUGCAGCUCGGCGACAAUCGCCUCGGGGCCGGCGGGAUCGGCAUCCUCGCUAAGGCCCUCACGCGGAAUAUCGCGCUCGUGGAGGUGGACUUCUCCGAUAACGAGCUCAACGUCGAUUCGCUCUCCGAGGCCGAGGAGGAGCAGCUCCAGCAGGAGAUCGAGGACCCGGUCUUCGGGCCUUUUUAUCAAGGCCUCGAAGCCAUUAGCGAGGUGAUUAAAAAGAAUAAAUUCUUGCGCAUUUUGCGGCUUUGUCGGAAUGGGAUUCAUGCCGGGGAGAAACUCUCUCUCGAGGCACCCGACGACGAGGACGACGACGCCGAGAACCUCACCGCCGUUAACGGGGGUGGGGGAGCCUUGAAUAAUAAUACGAAUCAUCAGCAUCCAACCCGUAAUAGUAACACUAAUAAUAUAAAUGGGAUUACGGAUCCCACCACCUCCACAAACCUGACAACGCCGGAUUUUCGAAUUAAGCUGCCAGAGGGGACUUCUUACGGGGAUUUGACGGAGCCCUGGCAGGAUCUCCCGCUCUGGCGCCUGGUGGAGCCUUUUCGCCGGUUUCAUAAACUCCAGGUUUUGGAUUUGGCGGGAAAUCAACUGCGGGAUAGUGGGGCCCGGAUGCUCGCCCUCGCCCUCGCGCAAAACCACUCUCUGCAGGUGCUCGACCUCACCGACAACGAGAUCGGUUAUAAUGGUCUGCGUUAUUUAGCCUCUUGGGCCCUUUCCUCGCCAGAGAGCGUCCUGCAUACGUUAAUUCUCCGACGGAACGCCCUCUCGGGGACAAAGGCGGAGAAAAUUAAGAGGCCUAAAGUUCCCAAACCGCAGGCCUUAGUCGCGAUGGGGGCCUUCGCACAGGCGAUGCGGGGGAAUCGCCGGAUUCGUCGGUUGGUUUUGUCCGAUAACCACCUCGGGCCGGCAUUGAGUGCGCGUUUGCUAGAGACAAUCGCCCACGCAGAGGCUUUGGUGGAGCUGGAUUUUGCAAACAAUGAUGCCUGCGGGAUGCUCUCCGACCCACCGGAUACCACAGCUGCCCAACACGUCGCCCCCACCCUCGCGCGAAGAGAAAGUCCUUCUUCGUCUUCUUCCUCAUCGUCGCCUUCGGGAUGUUCGCUCAUUAAAUUAAACUUUAGCGGGAAUAAUUUAGGCGCGGGGGGGUUGGAGGUGCUUUUGUCGCCGCCGCCUCGCGUAAAUCCUGAGGAAAAGAAAGAAAAUGACGAACCGCAUGAAGAGGAGGGGGAUCCUUCGUCGGUGGAGCUGCCGUUAUCGUGGUCGUUAAAAGAACUGGAUCUCUCGCGUAAUCGCCUCGGGGAUGCCCUCGGGCCCCUCGGCCGCCUUUUUGCCAUUCCACAUCCACAUCCAACGGGCGAAAACGAGGCCGCCCAUUCUAAUUCCAAUCUCUCCAAUCCCAUCACGACGUUCGCGAACUCGCUGAUCGCCUUAAAUAUCGCGCAUAACGAAAUUACCUCUCUACGGGAGCUCACGCCGGGGCUUUGCGCGGGAAUGGCAAAUCAUUCCGCGCAGUCGCCCUUUUCCCUCAGCUUGCUCGACCUUUCGCAUAAUCGCCUGGGCUGCGAUGAGGGCUGUCUGGGGUUGGAGGUACCGCGAAGGCCGACGGGGCUUUAUUCACCUUCCACAUCGCCGUCCCGAACUACGCCUUCCCCUCCGCCACCGCAGGCGAACCCUUCCACAGAAGGGAAUGCGCAUCGCCCCUCCACCAAUUUGAUCCAUCGCAGUUCAAAUAUGGAGAAUUUUCAUCCGCAUCGGAUGUCUACAGGGGACGAGAUCGUGCGAAAAGCGCAAGAAUGCCAUCUCGCGAGCUUUAUUGAGGCUUGCGUGGCCUUGGCUUUCCUGCCUUCCCUCACUAGCCUCGACCUCAGCUGGAAUCAUCUCCGCCGCGUCCACGGCGAGGGGAUUUAUCGCCUGAUAACUUUUUCAUCCUCCGGUUCGCCCGUGUCGGGGUCUUUUCCGGAUUUUUCAAGGCCUUCGCCGAAUUUUUCGGGGUCUUUGCCGGACUUUUUCUCCGCCUCCUCGCCGGUGGAGGCGUUGGUGAACGCGACCUUCGCGUCGAUGUCCCCGCGGGCGGAUCAUCGGCCCUUCGAAAGGCUGCAAAAAAUUGACCUCAGCGGGAAUACCCUCGCGGGGCCUAAACUUAUGCAAAAGAUGGUUAAAUCCCUCGCGCGGUUUCCCCAAAUGGCGAUGAUUUAUCUCUCCCCCAGCGAGCCGGUGAGGGCAUCGGAGGAGGUUUUGGCCUCCCUGAGCGUUAUCCACGACGCGGCCCACGCGAACGGAGCCCUCCAAGACGUCCGAUGUGGACUUUACGGGGUGGGUACCCUUCCCGCGCCCGACGCCGUCCUGGACGAGAAGAGCGCGGAAGGGGAAACCCCAGACGAAACAAACGCGGCUAUCGCGGCGAUUCGAGAGCGGUUUUUACUUAACGCACUUCUCCACACCGAGACGAGAGAAGGCGCCCAAAAGUAA